Staurois parvus is the source of this 690-nucleotide messenger RNA. Lineage: Eukaryota; Metazoa; Chordata; Amphibia; Anura; Ranidae. The record is from the annotation of a GenBank genome assembly.
CUAUAUCCGGUCUCCCCGGACCCUGCAUUCACUAUAUCUGGUCUCCCCGGACCCUGCAUUCACUAUAUCUGGUCUCCCCGGACCCUGCAUUCACUAUAUCUGGUCUCCCCGGACCCUGCAUUCACUAUAUCCGGUCUCCCCGGACCCUGCAUUCUCUGUAUCCGAUCUCCCCGGACCCUGCAUUCACUAUAUCCGGUCUCCCCGGACCCUGCAUUCACUAUAUCCGGACCCUGCAUUCACUACAUCCGCUCUCCCCGGACCCUGCAUUCACUACAUCCGCUCUCCCCGGACCCUGCAUUCACUACAUCCGCUCUCCCCGGACCCUGCAUUCACUACAUCCGCUCUCCCCGGACCCUGCAUUCACUACAUCCGCUCUCCCCGGACCCUGCAUUCACUACAUCCGGUCUCCCCGGACCCUGCAUUCACUACAUCCGGUCUCCCCGGACCCUGCAUUCACUACAUCCGCUCUCCCCGAACCCCGCAUUCACUACAUCCGCUCUCCCCAUACCCCGCAUUCACUACAUCCGCUCUCCCCAUACCCCGCAUUCACUACAUCCGCUCUCCCCGGACCCUGCAUUUACUAUAUCCGCUCUCCCCGGACCCUGCAUUUACUAUAUCCGCUCUCCCCGGACCCUGCAUUCACUAUAUCCGCUCUCCCCGGACCCUGCAUUCACUAUAUCCGCUCUCUCC